CAUCAUCACGCAUCCUACAAUACCCGCCAUUGCCUGGCUAUUUCUCUACAAACCAUCUCUUUCGGCAAUUUCAAUCGAACCCCUUUCUUUCCUUUCGGCAUCCAAAAUGAUGCUCGAAGACGACAGCAGCGGGCCGGUCCCAAACACUUACGCACGACCUCCGUCACCAGCCUCCACCGGCUCAGCCAUCACAGUCGGCACAUCACAGAACGCCCAUCUUAUUAAAAGCCUCGAACAGGGCGAAUACGUUCCUGACGACGAGACAUGGGAUGACACGCGUAGCCUUACCGACAGUAUCCGCCAGCAUAUCAUCGAUGGUGGCCUACGCUAUCAUGCGUACCACGCUGGGCAAUACAACUUCCCCAACGACGAGACAGAGCAGUAUCGGGACGACCUCAAGCACAACCUGACCAUCCAUCUUUGCGAAGGAGCCUAUUAUUACGCUCCCAUUCAUGAGCGGCUGCUGCAGCCUGGUGCUGAAGUUCUCGAUCUAGGUACUGGAACUGGAAAAUGGUCGAUUGAAUUGGCUGACAUGUAUCCUAAUGCACAAUUCCAUGGCAUGGAUUUAUCACCAAUCCAACCUGAUUGGGUACCCGAGAACGUGCUUUUCGUGGUUGAUGACAUCGAACAUGAAGCUGGAUGGACAUAUCCCGAAAACUCUUUUGAUUAUAUCCAUAUUCGUCAUACCUGCCACUCAAUAAAAAAUCGAACCGAGCUUUGGAACCGAGUUUACAAGCAUCUGAAACCAGGCGGCUACGUUGAAGUUCAAGAGUUUCAGUACGCUGCUGCUUGUGACGACCAGUCAUGUAACCAGCCAUACGCUUGGCGCGAUUUCUUACGAUUCCUGGGGGAUGGACUUGCUGCCCUUGGUUCCAACAUCCAUGCCAUCUUGAACGUCCAGGAUGAGCUAGUCGCUGCCGGUUUCCAAGGUAUUCGACGGAUAGAUCUGAAGUGCCCCAACGGCCCGUGGCCCAAAUUGAGACGUCUUCAAGAGUGCGGCCACAUCCUCCGAGACGUCAUCAUGUGGGGUCUUGUUGGGCUGGCUAGACGACCUUUUAUGCUUGGACUGGGAUGGACUGCCAUUCAGAUUGAAAUGUUCCUUGUCGAUGUCCGCAAGUCUAUUAUUGCGGAAGAAAACGGCUUGCCCAAGUUCCACUCCUAUUUUCCUUUCCACAACAUAUACGGCUACAAACCUCUUGACGCACCUCUUGACGUUGCUUAAAUUAGCUAGCCAUCCACGAUUUUUAAUGAUACCUUUCCGAUACGACGAUAAACGACUAAAUAUACAAGAUACAUAUGCGGCCCGAAAUUUAGAUUUACAUGCUUCAGAUGGCCUAUUGGCUCAUCUUUGACGAUUCGCUGUGCGAUAUUCGCCUUUGGCUUCUUUUGGAGGCAAAACCAUCAGCUUGAUGGCCCUACCUUUGCUUAAUUCCAUCCUAUAUUAUAUUCUCUGGACAAGAACAUGGCCUUUUCUUCUUCUAUUAU
Messenger RNA from Trichoderma atroviride IMI 206040, 1485 nucleotides. RefSeq lists its product as uncharacterized. Gene Ontology annotation, molecular function: methyltransferase activity. The record is from RefSeq and is a predicted model, not a curated record. Lineage: Eukaryota; Fungi; Ascomycota; Sordariomycetes; Hypocreales; Hypocreaceae.